Geosmithia morbida is the source of this 3063-nucleotide messenger RNA. Its product is annotated as replication factor C subunit 1. Lineage: Eukaryota; Fungi; Ascomycota; Sordariomycetes; Hypocreales; Bionectriaceae. Gene Ontology annotation, molecular function: ATP binding; ATP hydrolysis activity; DNA clamp loader activity. The transcript is spliced from 4 exons. Gene Ontology annotation, cellular component: nucleus; DNA replication factor C complex. Gene Ontology annotation, biological process: DNA replication; DNA repair. The coding region runs from base 1 to 3063 and encodes 1020 amino acids. The record is from RefSeq and is a predicted model, not a curated record.
AUGCCUGACAUUCGAUCUUUCUUCACGUCCAAGGGUGGUGGUGUCCCCGCCCCGGCGAAGCCUGCCGCGAAGCCCGCCGACGAUGCGAAGAACAAGCGUUCAAAAAACCGCAAGGUUAUUGAGGACAGCGACGAUGACGACGAGCCAAUCCAGGAUACCGAACUCAAGGGAGUAGCCAUAACGGCUGACGACUACUUUGCAUCUUCCAAAGACAGCAAAUCCGCCAAGGCUGGACCGGCAAAGAAGAGCGACCCCAAGGCCAGUGUAAAGACCGAAGUCCCGGUGCGGGCGAGUCCCCGCGGGAAACGGGCUGUCGCCCCGGCCCAGGACGACACACCCGCCAAGAAGCGCCCCGCGGGGAACUACAAGAAGCACGAAGCCGACGAUGAUGAUGCCUACAUGGAAGAUGCAGACGAGGACGACGAUGACAUAUUUGCUGCUGAUAUCAAGGGCCGGGGAAGGCGCAAGAAUGACGACUACGAGGAUGAUGAGUCGGAAGAGGAAGUCCUCCCCGAGCCCAAACGUCUCGCGGCGCGCGGUCGCUCCGCUAAGGUCGCGGAAGGCGAUGCGAAGCUUUCGCGAUCUGCAUCAACAGCCAAGAAGCGCAAGACACCGGAACCAGACUCGGAAUCAGACGAGCCGGCCCCGAAGAAGAAGGCGCCCGCCAGCAAAUCCCGUGCCCCGAGGGCCCAGAAGCCCGCCGAAGACGAAGACUCGGCCUACCAGAACAUCCUCAACAGCGUGACCACCGUCCGGCCUCCGACACCCCCUCCUAAGGACCCUAAUGUCAAAUUCGACUGGCGAAAGGCGACUGGUGGAGGCAAUGCAGCGGCAGCACCGCAGAACCCCAUAGCCGACAUGCCCGAGGGUGCUGAGGAGUGCCUUACCGGCCUGACAUUUGUCUUCACCGGCCUCCUGCAGACAGUUGGGCGCGACGAGGCGCAGGCCCUAGUCAAGCGGUACGGCGGCAAGGUUACCGGCCAGCCGAGCAGUAAGACCAGCUUUGUUGUCCUCGGUGAGGAUGCUGGGCCCAGCAAGCUUUCCAAGAUCAAGUCGCUGGGCAUCAAAACUAUCGAUGAGAACGGCCUCUUUGACCUCGUCCGCAAACUUCCGGCGUUUGGCGGUUCGGGCAAGGGUGCUCAGAAGGCUCAGGAGAAGAAGAAGGCUGAGGAAGAGAGGAUCCUGAAGGAGGCUGCCGAGAUGGAGGCGCAGGAGAAGGCAAAGAAGCUGGAGGAGGCCAAGAAGGCCAAGGCAGCCGCUGCUGCUCGCGGGGACUCAUACAAACCUGCCCCGCCCCCUGCUGCUCCGACUGCUCAGCUGCUGACAUCAAAAUAUGCUCCCACUCAACUCAGCCACAUCUGUGGAAACAAGGCACAGGUGGAAAAGAUCCAGAGCUGGCUCAGGAACUGGUCGAAGUCGAAAAAAUACAACUUCCAGCGACGAGGUGCCGACGGUCUAGGCGGCGAACGUGCUGUAAUCCUCUCAGGUCCGCCGGGAAUCGGAAAGACGACCGCUGCUCACUUGGCUGCAAAGCUCGAGGGGUUCGAUGUACUCGAAAGCAACGCAAGCGAUACGAGGAGCAAGAAGUUGGUCGAGGCUGGCGUCAGUGAUGUCAUGAACAAUACCUCGUUGCUCGGUUUCUUUGCCGGCGAUGGCAAGAACGUGGACAAUGGCAAGAAGAACAUGGUUCUCAUCAUGGACGAGGUUGACGGUAUGUCGGCCGGCGAUCGAGGUGGUGUUGGUGCCCUGGCCAAGUUCUGCAAGAAGACAGAGGUCCCCCUAAUCCUCAUCUGCAACGAACGCAAGCUACCCAAGAUGAAGCCCUUUGACCACGUUGCCUUUGACAUCCGGUUCAACCGCCCAACGGUGGACCAGGUCAGGUCGCGCAUCAUGACGAUUUGUGUACGCGAGGGCCUGAAGCUGCCGGUGCCAGUCAUCGAUGCCCUGAUCGAGGGCAGCAACAAGGACAUCCGUCAAAUCAUCAACAUGAUCGCCACUGCCAAGCUUGACCAAAAGAGUAUGGACUUCGACCAGACAAAAACCAUGACCAAGGCGUGGGAGAAGCACGUUAUUCUCAAGCCCUGGGACAUCUGCCAGAAGAUGCUAGGGGGCGGUCUUUUUGCCCCGUCGAGCAGCUCGACGCUCAACGACAAGAUUGAGCUGUACUUUAACGACCAUGAGUUCAGCUUCCUCAUGAUUCAGGAGAACUACCUGCGGACAAAGCCGAUGCUCCUCAACGGCAAGGGAUACACUCCCCGGGAGCAGAAGCUCAAGGCCCUGGAGCUGUUUGACAGCGCCGCCGAGAGCAUCAGUGACGGCGACCUGGUGGACCGCAUGAUCCACGGGCCGCAGCAGCACUGGUCGCUCAUGCCGACGCACGCCGUCUUCAGCACAGUCCGGCCGGCGAGCUUCAUCUCCGGCCAGCUGAUGGGUUCCAGCUUCACCUCGUGGCUGGGUAACUUUAGCAAGACGGGCAAGCUCGGCCGCUACACGCGCGAGAUCCACUCGCACAUGCGUCUCAGGUCCUCUGGCGACCACAACGAGAUCCGACAGGAGUACAUGCCCGUGCUGUGGGACCAGAUGAUCAACCGGCUGCAGAACGAGAGUACAGACGCCGUCAAAGAUGUCAUUGAGCUCAUGGACAGCUACUACCUUACGCGCGAAGACUUUGAUGCCAUCCAGGAGCUUGGUGUCGGCUACAUGAAUGAGGACCUGGUGUCGAUCGACUCCAAGGCCAAGGCUGCCUUUACGAGAACGUACAAUGCCAUGAGCCACCCAGUGCCAUUCAUGAAGGGAACCGACAACGUCAUGGCACCAAAGAAGCAGGCCAAGGAGGUUCCCGAUCUGGAAGAGGCCAUUGAGGAGGAGGAGGACGGCGAAGCCGUCGAGGCGCCCGAGGCUGACGAUGACAGUGGCGAGAUCGACCUCAAGAAGGACAAGUACAUCAAGCAGCCCAAGAAGAAGCCGGCCAAGAAGCCGGCAAAGGCUGCCGAGGGCGACAGCGACGAUGACGGUGGUGCGAAGAAGCCCAAGGCUAAGCCAAAGGCCAAGGCCAAGAAAUAA